This is a messenger RNA of Humulus lupulus (European hop), 3325 nucleotides long. RefSeq names its product receptor-like protein 43. Gene Ontology annotation, molecular function: protein binding. NCBI's taxonomy places the organism in Eukaryota, Viridiplantae, Streptophyta, Magnoliopsida, Rosales, Cannabaceae. The transcript is spliced from 2 exons. Bases 1 to 3093 code for a protein of 1030 amino acids. The record is from RefSeq and is a predicted model, not a curated record.
AUGUCUCUAGAUCUCUCUUCUAAUAUGAACUACGAUUAUGAUCAUGAGAUGUCUAUUGGCCUUUUAUAUAGCCCAACGAUAACAUUUGCUCAAAACAUGACAAAAUUAAGAGAACUUCAUCUGAACAAUGUGAAUCUUUCUUCACUACUACCCGAAUUUAUGGCUAACCUAUCCUCCUUGACAUCUCUAUCUCUUAGUGAUUGCAAUCUGUAUGGUGAAUUUUGGCAAAACAUUUUUCAUCUACCUAAUAUUCAAGUCAUCGAUGUAUCGUUCAAUAGAAACCUUACUGGUUUUCUUCCUAAUUUUCAUUUUGGUAGUAAACUAAACUCAUUGCGUCUUCACUCUACAAACUUUUAUGGAAGAAUACCAUAUUCCAUUGGCAAUCUUAAGUUCUUAAGUGUUUUAGAUCUCUCAUCUUGUAAUUUUCCAGGGGCCAUUCCAUCUUCAGUUAAGAAUAUAUCACAUCUCUCAAGUCUUGACCUAAGUUCCAACAACUUUGAAGGUCAACUUCCACCAGCUUUGUUCAUAAUGCCUUCCCUACAGUAUCUAAUGCUCGACUAUAAUCACUUUACUGGCCUUCUAACCAUUCCAUCUUCAACUAAGAAUUUAUCACGUCUUUCAUAUCUUCACCUAAGUUCCAACAAUUUUGAUGGUCAACUUCCACCAGCUUUGUUCAUAAUGCCUUCCUUACAAUCUCUAAGUCUUUCUUCUAAUCAGUUUACAAGCCCUCUAACCAUUCCAUCUUCAGUUAAGAAUUUAUCACAUCUCUCAAGUCUUGACCUAAGUUCCAACAACUUUGAUGGUCAACUUCCACCAGCUUUGUUAAUAAUGCCUUCCUUACAUUCUCUAAGUCUUUUUUCUAAUAAGUUUACAGGCCCUCUAACCAUUCCAUCUUCAGUUAAGAAUUUAUCACAUCUUUCAUCGCUUGAAUUAAGUUCCAACAAUUUUGAUGGUCAACUUCCACCAGCUUUGUUCAUAAUGCCUUCCUUACAAUUUCUAAGUCUUUCUUCUAAUCAAUUUACAAGCCCUCUAACCAUUCCAUCUUCAGUUAAGAAUUUAUCAUAUCUCUCAAGUAUUGACCUAAGUUCCAACAACUUUGAUGGUCAACUUCCACUAGCUUUGUUCACAAUGCCUUCCCUACAGUUUCUAAGGCUUGACUAUAAUCACUUUAAUGGCCCUCUAACCAUCCCAAAUGUCUCGUUAUCAUCCCAAUUGAGAUACCUUAGUUUGGAUGGGAACAAGCUAACUGGAAAAAUUCCAAGGUCAAUUUUUGAAAUGCGAAAACUUGAAGUUCUGGACCUUAGGAACAAUAACUUAAGUGGCAUUAUAGAGAUGAGCAUGUUCUCAAAGUUGAGUCAGCUUCGAAGUCUUUCUCUUUCACGUAAUAGUCUAGUUGUAAUGGAAAGCACAACAACAAAUUCCACUCUAAUCUUCAAACUUAAUUAUUUGGGUUUGGCUUCAUGCAACAUUGAAGAAUUUCCCAAGUUCCUAAAAACCCAAAAUGAGCUACAAGAAUUGGAUCUUUCCAACAACAAAAUUGAAGGCAAGAUCCCCAAAUGGUUCUUCACUGUAGGGGUAGAGACCUUGGAGAUAUUAGAUUUGUCUACAAAUUUCAUCACCGGUUGGGAGCAAGUGCCGAAAGUGCUUCCGUGGAAAGCGUUGUCGACUCUUGACUUAAGCCACAGCAUGUUUCGAGACGCAUUACCAACUCCACCAUUUUCUGUAAUGGUGUUUUACAUUUCGGAUAACAACAUUAGUGGGAAAAUUCAUCCAUUGUUCUGUAACUUGACUAAUCUAGAACGUCUAGAUAUGUCCAAUAACAACUUAAGCGGUGAGAUUCUUCCAUGUUUGGGUUCCAUUAGCUCCCUUCAAUACUUGAAAUUGUCUGGCAACAAAUUUGAGGGCUCUAUCCCAUCAUCUCUUGGGAAUUUGACUUCGCUUCAACUUUUGGACCUCUCUAAGAAUAGGCUCUCUGGUAGAAUUCCUGAAAUGGGAAACAACUCAUUGUUCUGCAAUUUAAGAAAUCUUGACGUUCUUGAUGUCUCAAAUAAUCAAUUAAGCGGCUCUAUUCCACAAUGCUUGGGAAGUUUCAUCUAUUAUCUUGAAGUGUUGAUUAUGAGAGAGAACAAUUUUAGUGGAGAAAUGCCUCAGACAUUUGUGGAUGGGAGCAGUCUAAUUACUCUCGACCUCAGUCAUAAUCAAUUAGAAGGAAUGGUUCCACAAUCUUUAACCAAGUGCAAUGCAUUGGAAAUUCUAAAUCUCGGAUACAAUCAGCUAUCUGGCACUUUCCCCUUUUGGUUAAAAAAUUUGGCAAGUUUGCAAGUUCUUGUGCUGCGUUCUAACAAUUUUCAUGGUCCAAUAUGGGAUCCCAGGAAGUUUACAGGCUUUGAGAAACUACUGAUUGUCGACCUCUCUUUCAAUAAGUUCAGUGGAACAUUGUCAUCGGAUUACUUUGCCAAUUGGAGUGCCAUUAAUGCUCACAAUAAUAGUGUCGAUAAGUCAAAGUCGAAGUACAUCGAUGACGACAACUACUAUCUUCUCGAGUCGGUAACUGUGACUAAUAAAGGCUUUGAAAUGGAAUAUGUCAGGAUCUUAACCAUCUUCACCUGUAUCGAUCUCUCAAACAAUAAUUUUCAUGGCAAAAUUCCAAAAUCUGUAGGGGAUCUCCAAUCAUUGAUUGUGCUGAAUCUAUCGAGUAACAAUUUUGAAGGCCACAUCCCACUAUCGUUUGGGAAUCUGAAAGAAAUUGAAUCAUUGGAUCUCUCAAACAACAAGCUCUCUGGAAGAAUACCUCAAGAAUUUGCCGCUCUCACAUUUCUCGAGUAUCUCAACCUUAGUAAUAACCAACUUACGGGGUCGAUACCACAGGGAACACAGAUUAGUACAUUUCCAAAUUCUUCAUUUUAUGGAAAUGAAGAAUUAUGUGGCUUUCCAUUAUCAAAGGAAUGUUAUAGCAGUGAUGAGUCUCCAAGUACACUUGAACAUGGAUCUGAAUUUGAGAGUGGUUUUGGUUGGAAAGCAGUGCUUGUGGGAUAUGGAUGUGGCUUUCUUGGUGGACUGUUGGUUGGACAUCUCUUCAUUUCAAAGAUAUAAAUCAGAGAAAAUGAAGGGAGUUUCACAUAGGAAUAAUGAUUGUUGGAUAUCAUACAUAGUCGUAGACAAGUCAGAUUUAAGUUGAUUUAAAAAAGAAAAGAGUUUCAUAAAUAAAUUCAAAUCCCAUUGACGUCUUUCAAAGCCUAUAAGUUUCUCUCCUUUAGCUUCAUCAUCAUCAUGAUGUGUUGCUUCGUUACAACACCACAACAUACUCUAAAUGCCUCUUUCACUU